AUGACUUUCCGUCACCUCUUGAGCGUCACUUUCGAAGGACCCCGGCCGGACAUCAGCGCCGGGGGCUCGAGCGCGGGCAACAGCGGGGCCGGCGCGGGCAGCACGGCCUCCUCUGAGAGCCCAGCAGUGGGCAGCGUGCCGGGGGCAGCAGGCGGAGGCUCCAGCGGCGGCGGCGUGGUGGGCGCGGGCGGAGGCGAGGAGAACCAGAGCUCAGCAGGAGAACCGGGAGGCGCGGGUGGCGGUGGGGGUGGCGAGGUGAACGGCACGGCGGCGGCCGUCGGGGGGCUAGUGGUGAGUGCGCAGAGUGUGGGCGUGGGGGUCUUCCUGGCAGCUUUCAUCCUCACGGCCGUGGCGGGCAACCUGCUCGUCAUCCUCUCAGUGGCUUGCAACCGCCACCUGCAAACCGUCACCAACUACUUCAUCGUGAACCUGGCCGUGGCCGACCUGCUGCUAAGCGCUGCCGUGCUGCCCUUCUCGGCCACCAUGGAGGUCCUGGGCUUCUGGGCCUUUGGCCGGGCCUUCUGUGACGUGUGGGCUGCUGUGGACGUACUAUGCUGCACCGCCUCCAUCCUCAGCCUCUGUACCAUCUCCGUGGACCGCUACGUGGGCGUGCGCCACUCGCUCAAGUACCCGGCCAUCAUGACAGAGCGCAAGGCAGCCGCCAUCCUGGCGUUGCUCUGGGCCGUGGCCCUGGUGGUGUCCAUGGGGCCGCUGCUGGGCUGGAAGGAGCCCGUGCCCCCGGACGAGCGCUUCUGCGGCAUCACCGAGGAAGCGGGCUACGCCGUCUUCUCUUCCCUGUGCUCCUUCUACCUGCCCAUGGCCGUCAUCGUGGUCAUGUACUGCCGCGUGUAUGUGGUGGCGCGCAGCACCACGCGCAGCCUCGAAGCAGGCGUCAAGCGCGAACGCGGCAAGGCCUCCGAGGUGGUCCUGCGCAUCCACUGCCGGGGCGCGGCCGCCGGUGCCGGUGCCGGUGCCGGUGCCAGCACGGACGGGGCACCGGGGGGCACGCGCGGCACCAAGGGGCACACGUUCCGCAGCUCACUGUCGGUGCGCCUGCUCAAGUUCUCCCGCGAGAAGAAGGCGGCCAAGACCCUGGCCAUUGUCGUGGGCGUCUUCGUUCUCUGCUGGUUCCCCUUCUUCUUCGUUCUGCCGCUAGGCUCCCUGUUCCCGCAGCUGAAGCCAUCGGAGGGCGUCUUCAAGGUCAUCUUCUGGCUGGGCUACUUCAACAGCUGUGUGAACCCGCUCAUCUACCCGUGCUCCAGCCGCGAGUUCAAGCGCGCCUUCCUCAGGCUGCUGCGCUGCCAGUGUCGCCACCGCCGCCGCCGUCGCCCCAUCUGGCGCGUCUACGGCCACCACUGGCGGGCCUCGAGCACCGGGGCAGGUCCGCACCCUGACAGCGCCUCCAGCCCUGGCGCCGUGCUGCCCGGGGUCCCGCUGGCCCUCACCGGCCCCGGUUGCCCCGCUGCGUCCGAGGGGCCGGCUGCGGCCACUGGCGGGCGUCGCAAGGCGCCCUCGGCCUUCCGCGAGUGGCGGCUGCCCGGGCCCCUGAGGAAGCCCACCACGCAGCUGCGGGCCAAGGUCACCAGCCUGUCGCACAGGAUUCGAGCUGGGAGCGCACAGCGCGCCGAUGCCCCGAGCGCGAUGCGUUCGGAAGUGGAGGCGGUGUCCCUGCGUGUGGCCCAGCACGUCGCCGAGGGCACCACCUGCCAGGCCUACGAGUUGGCAGACUGCAGCGACCUCCAAGAGACUGACAUUUAA
Messenger RNA from Ochotona curzoniae (black-lipped pika), 1758 nucleotides. It is a transcript of the gene ADRA1D, whose product is annotated as adrenoceptor alpha 1D. The record is from RefSeq and is a predicted model, not a curated record. The transcript has 2 exons. Gene Ontology annotation, molecular function: alpha1-adrenergic receptor activity. Gene Ontology annotation, biological process: phospholipase C-activating G protein-coupled receptor signaling pathway; positive regulation of cytosolic calcium ion concentration; adenylate cyclase-activating adrenergic receptor signaling pathway. Bases 1 to 1758 code for a protein of 585 amino acids. Gene Ontology annotation, cellular component: membrane. NCBI's taxonomy places the organism in Eukaryota, Metazoa, Chordata, Mammalia, Lagomorpha, Ochotonidae.